Messenger RNA from Electrophorus electricus (electric eel), 612 nucleotides. It is a transcript of the gene rcvrna, whose product is annotated as recoverin a. NCBI's taxonomy places the organism in Eukaryota, Metazoa, Chordata, Actinopteri, Gymnotiformes, Gymnotidae. The record is from RefSeq and is a predicted model, not a curated record. Gene Ontology annotation, molecular function: calcium ion binding.
AUGGGAAACAGUAAGAGCAGUGCUUUAUCCAGGGAAAUCCUGGAGGACCUGAAGACAAACACCAGGUACAGCGAGGCCGAGCUGUGCGCCUGGUACGCCACCUUCCUGAAGGAGUGCCCCAGUGGCCGUAUCACUAAGGAGCAGUUCGAGGGCAUCUACGCUGGCUUCUUCCCCGACGCCGACCCCUCCGCCUACGCGCGCCACGUCUUCCGCAGCUUCGACCUCAACGCCGACGGAACGCUGGACUUUAAGGAGUACAUCAUCGCGCUGCACCUCACCUCUUCGGGCAAAACCACGCACAAGCUUGAGUGGGCGUUCGCCCUGUACGACGUCGACGGCAACGGAACCAUCAGCAAGAAUGAGGUCCAAGAGAUCGUGAGGGCAAUAUUCAACAUGAUUCCUGUUGAGGACCAGAAAAAUCUUCCAGAGGAUGAGAACACACCAGAAAAGCGAGCAGACAAAAUAUGGAACUUUUUCCAAAAGAACGAAAAUGAUAAAAUUGCAGAGGGGGAGUUCAUUCAGGGGGUGAUGGACAAUAAAGACAUCUUGAGGUUGAUACAGUUUGACGAGCCAAAGAAGAUUCAGGCCAAACUGAAAGAGAAGAAGCAGUAA